Messenger RNA from Vitis vinifera (wine grape), 2064 nucleotides. Its product is annotated as probable nucleoredoxin 1. Gene Ontology annotation, molecular function: thioredoxin-disulfide reductase (NADPH) activity. The transcript has 4 exons. Bases 199 to 1917 code for a protein of 572 amino acids. The record is from RefSeq and is a predicted model, not a curated record. Lineage: Eukaryota; Viridiplantae; Streptophyta; Magnoliopsida; Vitales; Vitaceae.
GCAACUUAUGUCUUUUUCCCUAGAGGGGACCGCGGCCCACGCUGACGUUGGGCAUCUGACGUACACCACCAACGUCGACUUUGGUUUUCUUCACCCUCAAGGAUGGUUAGCUUAACCCUAAUCGACUUAGCUGCUAUAAAAGCUGGGCACCAAAGUGCAAAGGCACAGGCUAAAAAAUUGUGAUCAAAAUCAGAAGACAUGGAUAGCGAAAACGUUGAUGGCGUUGCUCACGAUUUGGUUUCGCUUCUCACAAGAGAGGAUCGGGACUUUCUUGUCCGCAACAAUGGCCACCAGGUUAAAGUUGAGAGUUUGAAGGGGAAGAAAAUUUGGCUAUAUUUUUCAGCAUCAUGGUGUGGGCCAUGUCGGCGGUUCACCCCUAAAUUAGUUGAGGCCUACAAUGAACUCUCCUCCAACGAUGAUUUUGAAAUCAUCUUUGUUUCAGGUGAUAAUGAUGAUGAGUCGUUCAAUGGAUAUUUCUCCAAGAUGCCUUGGCUCGCAAUCCCAUUUUCUGAUUCAGAUGCACGAGAUCAGUUGAAUGAACUGUUCAAGGUGAUGGGGAUUCCAAACCUUGUGAUGCUUGAUGAAUCUGGCAAGGUUUUGAGCGAAGAUGGGGUUGAUAUCAUACAAGAGUAUGGAGUGGAAGCUUAUCCUUUCACUCCUGAAAAGAUCAAAGAAAUGAAAGAGAAGGAAGAAACAGCCAGGAAGGAACAAUCCUUGAGAUCCAUCUUAGUCUCUCAGUCCCGUGACUAUGUAAUUUCAACUGAUGGAAAGAAGGUGCCUGUGUCUGAACUAGAAGGGAAGUUCGUUGGGCUGUUUUUCUCAUUGUCUUCCUACAAGGCAUGCCUUGAAUUUACUCCAACGCUAGUGGAUGUUUACGAGAAAUUAAGGGCAAAGGGGGAGAGCUUUGAAAUUGUCAUGAUAUCACUUGAUGAUGAGGAAGAAUCAUUCAAAAAAUAUUUUGGAAGCAUGCCUUGGCUUGCAUUGCCCUUCAGGGACAAGAGCUGUGAGAAACUAGCUCGCUACUUUGAGCUCUCAGCCCUGCCCACUUUGGUUGUUAUUGGGCCAGAUGGAAAGACUCUUCACUCCAAUGUUGCCGAGGCAAUCCAAGAACAUGGGAUUCAGGCAUACCCUUUUACCCCAGAGAAGUUUGCAGAGCUUGAGGAGAUUGAGAAGGCAAAACGGGAAGCACAGACACUGGAGUCAAUUUUGGUUUCAGGGGACAGAGACUUUGUGAUAGGGAAAGAUGGAGUCAAGAUUCCCGUGUCUGAUCUAGUGGGGAAGAACAUCCUCCUAUAUUUCUCAGCACAUUGGUGCCCCCCAUGCCGUGCUUUUCUACCAAAACUUAUUGAAGCAUACCAGAAGAUUAAGACAAAGGAUGAAGCAUUCGAAGUGAUUUUCAUCUCUAGUGACAAGGACCAGACCUCCUUCGAUGAAUUCUUUUCAGGUAUGCCAUGGCUGGCACUUCCGUUUGGGGAUAAAAGGAAGGCCUCCCUGAGUCGCACGUUCAAGGUCCAUGGCAUCCCCUCGCUCAUAGCCAUUGGGCCAACUGGCCGGACUGUCACAACAGAAGCCAGAAAUCUUGUUAUGAUUCAUGGGGCUGAUGCUUAUCCUUUCACUGAAGAACAUAUAAAGGAGAUCGAGGCGCAGUAUGAGGAGAUGGCAAAGGGGUGGCCUGAGAAGAUGAAACAUGCCCUUCAUGAAGAGCAUGAGCUUGUGCUCACUAAGCGUCGCGUUUAUGGAUGUAAUGGGUGUGAGAAGCAGGGACACUUGUGGUCAUUCUAUUGUGAAGAAUGUGAUUUCGAUCUCCACCCCAAGUGCGCACUGGAAGAAGACAAAGGAACCAAAGACGAUGAGAUGGAGAAGGCAAGUCCCGGAGAAGGAUGGAAAUGUGAUGGGGAGGUGUGUUACAAAGCUUGAGUAAAGUUAGGUCUCUCUUUAAUAAAUACUCUUGUUGAUUUUAAAUGUGUGUGGUUGGAUGACUAUGGUUUCUAGUCAUGUGUCUGCUUCACAGCGCUAUUAGCUUGGGAGGACUCCAUUAAUAAAGCCUGAAGUUUUCGUUUGGUA